Molecule: messenger RNA, 1172 nt
Organism: Melanaphis sacchari
Lineage: Eukaryota; Metazoa; Arthropoda; Insecta; Hemiptera; Aphididae
Product: pancreatic triacylglycerol lipase-like
Exons: 7
Coding region: 113-1126 (337 amino acids)
Molecular function (GO): lipase activity
Source: RefSeq, a predicted model, not a curated record
ACCAAUUAGUGGCCAUUUUUCGCAUGUAGGGAUACAUUUUUUUACAGAUAUACUUCGACGCUGACUACAAAACUUUUGCUGGCGUACGUCUUUUUUUAGCAGUCGAGUAAUUAUGUCAGGUAUAGAACAAGUUUUUUCAGGUUUAACUAUAUUGUUCGUUAUCCUUAUAUGUGGAGCAAAUGCUAACAGUGACACAAAUAUAUGUAUUGAAGCGACUGAUAACUGUCCAAACGAGUAUAUUAAAUUAUAUUUUUAUACAAAUAAGAUUAAAGAUGAUCCUGUUGAGAUUUCGGAAGACUCAAUCAAAACCAUACAGUUUGAAAUGGCUUCUAAUUUAAAAAUAUUAAUACACGGAGUCAAAGGAUCGCGAGACGACGAAUUUAAUAAGUUAUUGAGAAACGCUUAUUUCUCACAAGGAAAAUAUAAUAUAAUCACGAUAGAUUAUCACCCUUUGGCGACUUCGUUAAAAUGUUACGACGUCGCUGUUCGAAACUUGCCAAUAAUCGCCAAAUGUAUAACACAAUUUUUGGUCGCGAUCCUCGAAAAACACGAUCAAUUUCAGUACGUACACGCUAUUGGAUUCAGCUUAGGAUCUCAAAUCGCUGGUCUUGUGGGGAAACUAUUGAAAGAAAAGAAUAAAAAUUUGAACAGAGUUACUGGCCUUGAUCCAGCUUUACCUUAUUUUGAAUACACGUGGAACAAUUUGGACGAGAAUAGUGCGACUGUAGUAGAUAUCAUACAUACGAAUUGCGGUUUUUUAGGACAAGUGCUGCCAAUUGGAACUGUUGAUUUUUACGCUAAUGGUGCAAUUACACAGCCGGGAUGUGCUGAUAAUAAGUAUUGGUACUUUUGUAGUCACGCAAAAUCAUAUAUGUAUUACGCUGAGUCAAUUUAUCAUGGGAGAACCAUGUCUGGAUUUUAUGCGACGACUUCGAGCUCUUUAAACCAGCUGUCAUUUUUGGGAGGUUUUAGUAGUUUUCCAAGACUAAGUAUAUUGGUUGGAGAAUAUCUUGACCCCGAGAUUAAAGGAGUAUACAGCUUUAUAACCAACGAUAGUCCACCUUACGCUCAAGGAAAUACUAGAAUUCAGGAAUUAAUAAAGCGAUUUUUAUCUUAUUUCAAAUAGUUAAAUAAUAUUAUGUAUAUUAUAGGUAAUAAACAUCUUUCUUUUA